This is a messenger RNA of Penaeus monodon (black tiger shrimp), 732 nucleotides long. RefSeq names its product NADH dehydrogenase [ubiquinone] 1 alpha subcomplex subunit 13-like. The record is from RefSeq and is a predicted model, not a curated record. The transcript has 4 exons. The coding region runs from base 78 to 524 and encodes 148 amino acids. NCBI's taxonomy places the organism in Eukaryota, Metazoa, Arthropoda, Malacostraca, Decapoda, Penaeidae.
AGAUCGGCUAAUGCGCGGUGCGGAAGUUGCCGAAGGCCGCCCGGCGCCUCGUCUCCCCGAUCAGCUGAGCCGGGAACAUGGCGGCGCCGACGCAGGAUCUCCCUCCCAAAGGGGGCUAUGAAGCCAUCAAUUUCAAGAGAAUUCCUGCGAGAACUCUUUUCUCGGGGCGUCAGAUAUUUGCUGGCUUCUCUCUCAUGACUGCAGUGGCUGGGUACCUCUAUUUCCGCACAUACAAAAAGAUCAGGAUUGAAGAGGUUGAGAUGAGGAGUGCCACCUUAGCACUGGAGCCUCUCCUCCUAGCUGAGAGAGACAGGGAGUUCCUGAAGCAGCUUCGAAGGAAUAGAGAUGAGGAGGAAAAGCUCAUGGCUGGUGUUGAAGGCUGGGAAGUUGGCAAGCAUUAUGGGGAGCCCAUUUACAAGACUGUCCCCAGUGACCGCUUCAUCGACCCCAUCGUGCAGGAGUACUAUGCCCACGGCCCCACCCGUUCCUUCACACGACAUUCACUCUUCUCCCUCUGGUCAUAAUCCUUCAUUUGGGAUAGCCUGUCAUUGAGAUACUGAUGGGGGGGGAACUUGAUGUGACCAUUUUAUUUAUGUAUUCUCAGUUUUAUAAAUCUUGUAAAUAUGGUAAAUAGUACAGAGCACGUGAGGAUAUACCUGUGAAAUAUGUUGUUUAUGAUUAAACUGGCAAUUUUCAUGAACUCUGUAGUUCAUAGUAAAUGUUGAAAUCUAA